AUGCUAGGCUACCUCUACUUUGAGGAUGAGAAGAAUCACAUCCCAACCGUGUCGGCCGACUUGAUCAAAGGGUCGUUGGCUAUUGGGAUGAUCGUCGGGCAGCUGGGAUUCGGGCUUUUCGGCGAUGCCCUAGGCCGUCACCGAAUCUAUGGCAAAGAACUGCUGAUCACAAUCUUGGGCACGAUGCUGGUCAUCUUGAUGCCAUGGAAGGGCUUGUCACACGGUGGCACGAUUGCCUGGAUGGCGUGCUUUCGCGCGCUUACGGGCUUCGGCAUAGGUGGUGACUACCCCAUGACAUCGGCCUUGUCUGCCGAGGGCAAUUCAUUUGGUUCUCGAGCCAAGCUGGUCCUCCUCGUGUUUGCCAACAUCGGUCUCGGGGCCAUGUCCGCGGGCAUCACCUACGUCGUUCUACUGGCCGCCUUCAAAUCCUCGAUCGAGAAAGAUAUAUACCACCUCCAGUGGGUUUGGCGACUGCUCUUCGGGAUCGGACUCGUACCCCUGAUCUUUACCGUCUACUUUCGCAUGACCAUGCCGGAAAGCAAACCAUACCAAAAAUAUGUCGCGCAGGAAACCUCUCUGAAAGCCGACGGGAAACGUGGAGUGAAACAGCAGUUUCAGGAUUUCCGCGAGUAUUUUUCGCAAUGGAAGCAUGCCAAGGUCCUCUUUGCCGUCAGCAUGUCUUGGUUUCUCUAUGAUAUUGCGUACUAUGGUGUCAAUCUCAAUCAGAGUAUCAUUCUGUCGAAGAUCGGCUAUGGAACAGCAUCCACGCCAUGGGGGACGUUGUGGAACACGGCUGUGGGCAACGUCAUCGUCUCUUCUGCGGGAUAUCUUCCUGGGUUUUAUAUCGGCGUCUUCCUCCCCGACGUGGUCGGUCGAGUCAGGCUCCAGUUCUGGGCGAGUCUCGUUGUCGCCAUCCUGUAUGCCAUUUGGGCCGGGGUCAGCAAGCAGGCCGGCACGGGCGGGCUGAUCACGUUGUUCACCCUGUCGCAGCUGGUGUUGAACCUGGGCCCCAAUGUCACCACCUUUCUGCUUCCUGUCGAAGUGUUUCCCACCCGAGUCCGAGGUACCGCCCACGGCAUUGCCGCGGCAUCUGGCAAAGCCGGCGCGGUGGUGACGUCUUUCGCAUUUGGAUCGCUGACAGACGCAAUCGGUCUUCAAGGUGUACUUGGCUUUCUUGCGGGUGUCAUGGCCCUCGUCUCUCUCGUGACCUUGUUGAUUCCGGAGACCAAGGGCCGCUCUCUGGAUGAGAUUGAACGAGGAACCAUCUACAUCAGGGCAGGUCGCGAGGAUGAGGUUUCCCAAAGUAUCCCAUCCACCACAGGGGGUUCCACUCCCGUCUUGGACGCGAAGACUGGCACCAGUCAGGUCAGUGUGGGCGCGGUUCAUGACUAG
This is a messenger RNA of Capronia epimyces CBS 606.96, 1392 nucleotides long. RefSeq lists its product as uncharacterized. Gene Ontology annotation, molecular function: carboxylic acid transmembrane transporter activity. The transcript is spliced from 5 exons. Gene Ontology annotation, cellular component: plasma membrane. The record is from RefSeq and is a predicted model, not a curated record. Gene Ontology annotation, biological process: carboxylic acid transport; transmembrane transport. Lineage: Eukaryota; Fungi; Ascomycota; Eurotiomycetes; Chaetothyriales; Herpotrichiellaceae. Bases 1 to 1392 code for a protein of 463 amino acids.